GAAAAUGAAAUAAAUUCAAUGAAUUCAUUUUAGAUUCGUUUAUUUAUUCGUCUGAAAUCACCGAAAUGGUUCGCUUAAUUUUGCACGGUCGAACUGAGACGCAAUUUACUAAUUGAUCGAUGGGAGGCUGCCGAUGUACAUUCCGUGACUGCACAAAUAAUACGGUUAAUUCGCCGGGGAAGCAUUUCUUUCAUUUCCCAUACAAGGAUAACGAACGAUGCAAAAGAUGGGCUCUAAACUCCGAGAAGAUACUAUUUUUGCGACUGCCAUGGACACAGCUAAGGAACAAAACCGUGUGUGAAGACCAUUUUACCGAUCAUUGUUUCAUGAAUUACAAGAAAGAGCGUCUGGUGAAAACGGCCGUUCCAACGAUUUAUAUGGCAAAAGAUGGGCUUGUUCAUGACAUCGAAGUGGAUGAGUCAAAGCUUGAAUCGUUGGUAUAUUGUUUCAACGAGAAAGGUUCCGAUCAAAAGACGAUUGACUUGCCAGAUUCACAGCCACAAAAAAGAACCAUUCACGUUAAUUUGGCGGUUGACGAAGGUCCGAACGCUGAUGAUGAGUACAAUACCAUUGUUUUGACCGAUUCAAAUUUGAUUCCAGAUACAUUGGUCGAAUCAAAAACGAAUCCAAACGCACCAAAUGUUCUGAACGACUCGAAACCGGUUGUAUUAAAUCGUGUAUGCCAGAAAGGAGGAGUGAAACGCUUCUCAGUACGAAAUGUGCAGGAGAAAACCAGUAUCAAACGGCCAGAAUACGACGAAGCUGAAGUGACGUAUACACCGAACAAGAGAAUAAAAUCGGAAGGAGUUGUUGUCGUUGGACGAACAUAUGGAAAAUCAAAUGCAACCAAUUCAAUUACAUUGCACGAUGCACACGAUUCAGACAGCAUAUCACCAACCACCGAAAAUGGAUUAAAUGAUCCCAUUACGGUUAACAUACUGGAGAAAAUCAAUCACAUCGAAGAACGUGACGCAAACAAAGUGGAUAAAUCACUCUAUAUGCAAAUGAUGACCGAACACUCCAAACAAAUUGAAGACCUUAAGAAACUGCUGACGGACAAACUGGCCGAUAAGAAAGAUACACAAAACUCAUCGGCAUCAUCGUCCACCGAUGUGAAACAUAUUCGCGUUGAAAAGGGCCCAGCAAUGACAAAAGUCCAAUUGUUCAAUGGAAUUCGUAAGUAUUUAAAUCCAACCAUGGUUGCGCUGCUUCGUAUGGAAAUGUUCGGCAGUUCUGAUCGCGAAUAUCGACCCGAUGAAAAGCAAUUGUCUAAAGAGCUCUAUAAUUUAAAUCAAAAUGUAUACGAUUACAUGCGAGAUGAAUGGCGCUUCCGUUUACCACCCAAGGCUGACGUCGAAGAAUGGCUCAAACAUCCAGAUGACGAAGAAACCUGGGAUUUAUGCUAGUUUUUCAAUUCUAUUUUUCGCUGUAAUUCAAUUUUACUUUUUAAAUAAUAAAUGGAUUCACUUUUUUUCCUCCACAAA
Sitodiplosis mosellana (orange wheat blossom midge) is the source of this 1484-nucleotide messenger RNA. RefSeq lists its product as uncharacterized. The transcript has 2 exons. NCBI's taxonomy places the organism in Eukaryota, Metazoa, Arthropoda, Insecta, Diptera, Cecidomyiidae. The coding region runs from base 120 to 1406 and encodes 428 amino acids. Gene Ontology annotation, molecular function: sequence-specific DNA binding. The record is from RefSeq and is a predicted model, not a curated record.